UCGGCUCAAAUGUGGCAGAAAUGUUCAGAAGUCCAUGUAUCGGUUGCUUACCAGCAGCUUGCCCCACAAGCCAAACGCAAUGGACGGAAUGACCUACAGAUCAACUCGCAGCACGGCAAGCGACGAAUCGAUUCGAGCAGACAGACACCGUGCCUUCGAGGUCGCCAAGAAUGGAGUCAGGAGCCUUGACGCUGGUGCCUGCAUCCAGCAGGCGCCGGAGGCAUGAAGAUGGCGAGCGACGCAGGAGGCGGAGCCGCAGCCGGCGCCGGGCCUCCCCGCCCAGCGACUGGCGGGGCCCCGUGGGCGGCCCCGAGUGGCGGCCGCCGGAGUGGCAGUACCCCCCGCCGGGUCACUGGCCGCCGCAGCGGCCCAUGUACCCCAGGCCCAUGCCAGGCUACAGCCCCUGGCACGUGCCGCCGCCGCGGGAACCAAUGGACUGGCGGAACCCUGCGCCAGGAAGCUGGACGCCACCAACAGCUCCUCCCAACCACUGGGGCGGCAACACAGGUGGCCCGCCGGCGCACUGGGGUGGCCCGGCCGGGCCCGCGCCGGGUCCCGGCGCGCCCUUGGUCGCGGGGGCGGCCAAGGGACCCUUCGAGCCGACGCCAGUAGAGAAGCCGAUCGAGAACGGUGCACCUGAAGAGCCAGUGCUCGAGGUGCCUACUGCUUCCGAGCGCCUGCGGAAGGUGCGACUGGUUCCCUCUGCUCUGAGCGAGGCCAUGAAGGAGAAGCUACACACCCUGGGAGUGCUGCCCAAAGGUAAAGCGAUGGACCAGGGCCCGGAGCCUGAAAAGCCCCUGGACGCAGGUGCCAGCGGGCUCUGCAGCUUCCUGGGGCUCAGCGCUUUGCAGCUGCCCAAGAGCAAGCUGCCGGUGAGCGCGCGGCGGUUUUGCAAGCUGCCCGUCUGCACGCUGGGCCUGGCGCAAGCGGGGCUUUGGGAGCGCUUCCGGCAGCGCUGCGGCACGCCGCUGCCGCCGGAGCCCACGCCCCCUGCCUCGCAGCUGCGCGCCUCCAAGGGGGGCGGCCAUGUGGUAGUCCCAGCGGUGGCCAAGGAGGGCUGAGGCAAGCCUUGAGCUGAAAGGCCCAGCUCCAGACUCCCGGAAGCCUGUGCUGGGAUGCAUGAAGGCAGAGUCAAGUUGAUUGGCUUCCCGAG
Messenger RNA from Effrenium voratum, 1153 nucleotides. NCBI's taxonomy places the organism in Eukaryota, Dinophyceae, Suessiales, Symbiodiniaceae. The record is from the annotation of a GenBank genome assembly.